AUAAUAACUCACAAUCAGAGUGGGCGUUAGAUGGGUUGGUCAGUGUGACCUAGACACUAUAAAUGAAAGCACAGUAAGGAGAGCAGAACAAACUCCUAACAGGAGGAGACUCACUCAUGGCUAAUGAGACAGACAAUCAUGAGACUCAGUACUGCUUUCCUGCCAUCAACUCAUCAUGCAUCAAGGGAAAACGCUCCAGUUUUGAACAUAAUAUCAUCUAUAUGUUUGUAUUAUUGCUGUCAGUCUGGACUGUGUUUCUGAACCUGCUGGUGAUCAUCUCCAUCUCUCAUUUCAAGAAGCUUCACACUCCAACAAACCUGAUCAUUCUUUCUCUGGCUGUGGCCGACAUGCUUGUUGGACUUUUUGUGAUACCCAUAGAGGGAAUCAAGCAAAUUGAGACAUGCUGGUACUUUGGAGACACUAAUUGUGGAUUGUAUGUGAUCAUCGUUAGGUUGCUCCUUAUUAUGUCUCUUAGUAAUUUGGUAUUAAUUGCUGUGGAUCGCUAUAUGGCUGUGUGUCACCCUUUACUGUAUCCACAGAAAAUGACUACAACUAAAACUUUAAUAAGCAUUUGUCUCUGCUGGUUUUGCUGUUCAGUGUACAUUGUUUGGUUUGUAAUCAGUAACGGAUAUUUUAAUAUGUCUGACACAACACUCUGUUACGGCCAGUGUAUUGUUUUUAUUACACCUGCUUGGAGAUUUAUUGAUUUAAUAGUUUCUCUUUUAUUUCCUUGUACUGUGAUCAUCACUGCAUAUUUGAGGAUAUUUUAUGUUGUGCAAAGGCAAGUCAAAGUUAUUAACUCUCAAAUGAAGGGUUUAAAAUGUGUAAUAGAUAUUUCAGUUAGGAGGAAAUCUGAGAGCAAAGCUGCUCUGACAUUAGGAAUCAUUGUGACAGCUUAUCUUCUUUGCUGGAUUCCGUUCUUCAUCUGUUCUCUAACAAAAACAGUCUCCUUCACUACGCUGACAUUUCUAACAUGGACCAUCUAUAUAAACUCAGUUCUGAAUCCUAUUGUCUAUGCUUUAUUUUACCACUGGUUUAAAAUAUCUGUUAAAAACAUUCUAACUCUUAGAAUUUUUCAGCCAGCAUCCUCUCUGAUUGACAUUUUGACUGAUUGUCAUUAAUGGUUUACAGUGGGGAUUUAUUUGUUUUAUUUU
Carassius carassius (crucian carp) is the source of this 1154-nucleotide messenger RNA. Its product is annotated as trace amine-associated receptor 13c-like. Gene Ontology annotation, cellular component: membrane. Gene Ontology annotation, biological process: G protein-coupled receptor signaling pathway. NCBI's taxonomy places the organism in Eukaryota, Metazoa, Chordata, Actinopteri, Cypriniformes, Cyprinidae. Bases 117 to 1121 code for a protein of 334 amino acids. The record is from RefSeq and is a predicted model, not a curated record. Gene Ontology annotation, molecular function: trace-amine receptor activity. The transcript has a single exon.